GAAAACAACUUGCCGCUGAUGUGCAGUAUGUAUUUUGUGAAGUUUGUAAACUGUCUUUAACUCAUAUAUUCUAUCGUUGUAGGCCUAUUUUAAACUUUUGGAAAAAAUAAAUUAUUAAAUUCUUUUUUUUUAAACAUUAUGAUCUGCCUCUCUGUUGUCCCGACCUGGCGUGGCCUUUUUGUAGGUAUUGGAGGUUGAAUAGUCUGGGGCCAAGAUCUCAGGUAGCGUUGUUGGAUGUAAUAUUUAAAAAUUUAAUAGUAGACACCACUAUUACCACAAAGGGUUAAAACUCCACCUGAACAUGAAGCUCCAUCAGCCAUGACUGACAGGAUGAACCAGGAUGUUCAGCUGCUGCUCUUCGUUUCUGGGUCACUUUGUUUAUGACUGAGAACAAACAGACUUUGUGUUUCCUGUUCAAACAGCCGAACAGCUUUCAGUCCUGAAAUAAAUCAUUAAAUAGAAACUUUCUCUCUGUGUGACUGAACUUCUGACUUUAUGUUAGUGAGCAGGUAAGAAUAAUAAUAAAACUUUUAUCUUUUACUAGAGAACAAAGUUCAGCAGAGAACGAUGAAGCUGACUGUAGAUCAAAGAUCUGAGGUUAUUAUUGUUCCUGUAGCUGUGAAGCCAAGUUGUGGCUGAUUUACCUGAACAUGCGCAGAUCAGAUCAGAUCAGCCAGUUUAGUUGUUUCGUUUCUCUUUCCACUCCUCCUCUAAGCUCCUCCUCUUUCCACCAUCCGUUCAGACGACGCCACGUCGACGCUUUGCUGUCGAAGCUGAAUUUUCUUACAUGUUUAGUGGCCAACAUGAUCUAACAGGGUUUAUCUUUGAAGGUUAAAUUAUUUUAUCCUUGAAUAAAACAAUAUUUAACUCAAACUGGUGGAACUAGAAGACGAAGAAUGGCGACUCGACCUGCUGCGUCAUGGUUCCUGGUUCUGUUCUUCCUGAUCUCCGUCCAGUUUGGUUCUGCUGGUGAGACGAACAUCACAGCUGAACCUGGAGAGAACAUCACUCUGCCAUGUAGAGCUGCUGAGAACAAACCUGUUGUUGUCUUAGAGUGGAGCAAACCUGAUCUGGGGGAAAAUGAUCAUGUUGCUCUGUAUCAAGAUGAUCUGUUUGAUAAUGAGGGUCAGAAUCCAGCUUAUAAGAACCGAGUGGAUCUACAGGACAGAGAGAUGAAGAAUGGAAACGUGUCUUUGGUUCUGAGGAAUGUGACGACUGAUGAUACUGGAAAGUAUGAAUGUAGAGUCGUUCAGAGAGAAGUUAGACGUAGGAAGAGAUCUCACCUGAAGAAUGAUCCCAUCAAAACCAUCAACCUGGAUGUUUCUGCUCCAGGGAAAGAGGAAGAACAAAAGAAGGAUGGAGGGAAUGAGGAAGGACAAAGGGAUGGAGAGGACAGCACUGGACUGAUAGUUGGUCUCUCAGUUUUAGCUGUUCUGGCUCUAUUUGCUGUUUCAGGUUUUCUGCUCUAUAAAAAACUGAGACGUUCAUCACAGGAACAGAAGCAGCCUCCUGCAGCAGAAGCAGAACUUCAGGCUAUGAAUGUUGAAAACCAUCAAGAACCUGAAACGUGAACAUUGAGACAUUUUUAUAGCAGGAAGAGACUUUCAGCACUGAGAGAAUAUAUAAAGUUCAGCUCAACUGAUUCACUUCACCUGUUUCUAUCAGAGCUUCAAACAGCAGAGAACAAACUGAAUGUGAAAAGUUUGAACUGCAGCUCCUUUUUAAGGUUUCCUGCUGUCUGAACAAAAUGAUAUAUUACAUCUAACCUUCUCACCUAAAAGUUAUGCACACAAAUCAGAGAGCUGAGAAUAAAACUGAAGAACUGACAAUUGUAAAUAUAAACAUUGAUGCAAGCGCUGCAAUUUUUUUCUCAGGAGCU
This is a messenger RNA of Poecilia latipinna (sailfin molly), 1879 nucleotides long. RefSeq names its product ICOS ligand-like. Lineage: Eukaryota; Metazoa; Chordata; Actinopteri; Cyprinodontiformes; Poeciliidae. The coding region runs from base 897 to 1571 and encodes 224 amino acids. The transcript has 3 exons. Gene Ontology annotation, cellular component: external side of plasma membrane. Gene Ontology annotation, biological process: immune response; positive regulation of T cell proliferation; cell surface receptor signaling pathway. The record is from RefSeq and is a predicted model, not a curated record.